CAAUCGUCCUAAAACCCAAAACCUCCAACAGAUCCCUACCUUACCUCUUUUUUCUCUACAGUCUACACUUCACCUACGGCCAUGACCUCAUUCGCCGCCAGAUCGAUCCUACGCUCCGCCUCAACAUCCGCCCGAGGCGCCGCCACCAGAAUCUCCGCCGGUGCCAAGCCCAGGGCUUCUCCUUCCCCUUUCCGCGUCUCGACUCAGAAACCCCUUUCCGCUCGCAUUUUCAGGUCGCCUGUUGAGAUGAGCAGCGUUAGCGUGGCGUCUAUGCUGCCGUACCAUACCGCAACCGCCUCUGCGGUUCUUACUUCCAUGCUCUCUGUUGCUCCACGCAGCCACGCUUGGACUCUUGAAGAUCCUGUUCAAGAAGAUAUCAAUGGCAAAAAAAGACUAGGUGAAGGUCGUGAAAUGGAGGUGACACCUAUUGACCAGUUUUGUGCGUGGAACAUUGACGAAAUAGCUGUUAAUAAGUCAGUUGUACACACUUCAGCUACCGCCAUGGCCUCCUUCGCCGCUCGAUCGGUUAUGCGCUCCGCCUCUACAUCCGCUCGAGGCGCCGCCGCCAGGAUAUCGGCCGGUGCCAAGCCCAGGGCUUCUCCUACCCCUUUUCGCCUCCCCACUCAGCAGCCCCUUUCCGCUCGCAUUUUCAGGUCACCUGUGGAGAUGAGCAGCGUUAACGUGGCGUCUUUGCUGCCGUACCACACAGCAACUGCUUCUGCGGUUCUCACUUCCAUGCUCUCUGUUGCUCCACGCGGCUAUGGUUGGACUCUUGAAGUAGCAACCGCCAUGGCCUCCUUCGCCGCCCGAUCGGUUAUGCGCUCCGCCUCUACAUCCGUCCGAGCCGCCGCCACUAGAAUAUCUGCCGGUGCCAAGCCCAGGGCUUCUCCUUCUCCCUUUCGCUUCCCCACUCAGCAGCCCCUUUCCGCUCGCAUUUUCAGGUCACCUGUGGAGAUGAGCAGCGUUAACGUGGCGUCUUUGCUGCCGUACCACACAGCAACCGCUUCUGCGGUUCUCACUUCCAUGCUCUCUGUUGCUCCACGCGGCUACGGUUGGACUCUUGAAGGUAGUUGUUUUAUUUCCUUGGAUACACACAGUUGGGGCACAAAAAGACUAGAUGAAGGUCGUGAAAUGGAGAAUGUGCUCAUGUGUUUCGUGGAAGUUGGUGCUCCUGAAACAACGAUUGCCAUUCGCCCGAGACAAUUUCCGCUUUAUAGUGCACGGAGCUCUUCUUUGAAGAAUAGCUAG
Striga asiatica is the source of this 1248-nucleotide messenger RNA. The record is from the annotation of a GenBank genome assembly. Lineage: Eukaryota; Viridiplantae; Streptophyta; Magnoliopsida; Lamiales; Orobanchaceae.